AUGGGUGAAACCGUCAAGGUCGGCGGCAUGCGGAUCACUUACUCAGUGCACACCGCGCCAGGGGCGGACCCAGGGGGCAACACCAAGGAAAACCAGGACGCUUGGGUGGUCAAGGAGCGCGUCAGCGCGGCGCAGGACAUGGCAUUUUUCGGUGUCUUUGACGGCCACGGCCAGGAGGGCAGGGCGGUGUCGAACCACGUCUGCACGGCCGUGCCGCGGCUGCUGGCGCGCAGCGCCCUCUGCAAGCCGCCCACCCUCGAGUCCUGCCUGUCCGCGUCCUUUGUGGAGGCCAACCGCAGCCUGCGGCGGCUGGCGGCGGUGGACUGCGACCUCAGCGGCAGCACGGGCAUCGCGGCGGUGGUGACGGCGGGCAACAAGCUGGUGGUGGCAAACCUCGGGGACUCGCGCUGCGUCGCAGGCUGUGUGGAGGUGCGCAGCGGCAGGGUGGCGGCGGUGCCCCUCAGCUCCGACCACACGCCCAUGGACCAAGCGGAGGCGGACCGCGUACUCGCCAGCGGGGGCCGCAUCGCCUCCUACAUGUUCAACGACGAGCCCCUCGGCCCGCCCCGCGUGUGGCUGCGCGACCUGAACGUCCCCGGACUGUGCAUGACGCGGUCGUUCGGGGACGCGGUCGCGGCCACGGUCGGCGUGAUAGACAGCCCCGACGUCGUGACCUACCCCCUCAAGCCCGAGGACAGGCGAGCGGGUCUGCUUUGCUCGUACGUGGUGCUGAUGAGUGACGGCAUAUUCGAGUUCAUGGACAGCCAGGAAGUGGUGGCCAUGGUGCACACCCUGGCGCAGCAGGGCCACGGCCCGAACGAGGCGGCGAAGCAGCUGGUCAGGGAGGCGCGCAGGCGGUGGCAGCAGGAGGAGCAAGAUAUCAUUGAUGACUGCACAGCCAUGGUGCUGCAUAUCGCCCACCAGGCUCCGUCCGCAGCCCACCAUGGUGCCAACGGCGGCGGCAGCUCGAGCGGCGGUGGUGUUGUGGGCAGCAGCGGCAGCAACGGUGGCGGCGGUGGCGGGGCCGCCUCAGCUGGAGCGGGCCUGGCGGGACGGUUGGAGGGCGCGCUCAGGCUGGGGUUGGGCGGCGGGGGCGACGGCAGCAGCAACAGCGGCGGCGCGGCGGGGGCGCGGCCGGGCGGCAGCGGCAGCGGCAGCGGCAGUGGCAGCGGCCACGUCGGCAGCCUGAGCAGCAAGCAGGCCGUCGGCUUGCUUGGCUACGGGAGGCGCUGA
Molecule: messenger RNA, 1233 nt
Organism: Monoraphidium neglectum
Lineage: Eukaryota; Viridiplantae; Chlorophyta; Chlorophyceae; Sphaeropleales; Selenastraceae
Product: Protein phosphatase 2C containing protein
Exons: 9
Coding region: 1-1233 (410 amino acids)
Biological process (GO): protein dephosphorylation
Molecular function (GO): protein serine/threonine phosphatase activity; cation binding
Source: RefSeq, a predicted model, not a curated record